Symbiodinium natans is the source of this 2661-nucleotide messenger RNA. The record is from the annotation of a GenBank genome assembly. Lineage: Eukaryota; Dinophyceae; Suessiales; Symbiodiniaceae.
AUGAUGUGCGCCGGCUACAGGGAGGAGGAGGAGUACUGGCAGGCCAAGCGCCGCCGCGAGCGGGUGAAGGAGGAGGAGGCCUCAGCGGCGCUGCCGGAGGAGGACAGCAGUGGGUCUGACUGCUCGGCGGAGUGGGGCUCGGCGGAGUGGCGCUCGGCGGAGGGGUGCAAAGCAAGUCCUAAGCUCAUGUUGAUCCUGAACGAGGUUGAGAGCCUUGGCACGUUUUACGCAUGGUGGUUUCCGUGGAAGUCCAAGGCAACCAGUGCCGUGAAGACAGGUUGCCAGUUCAUGGUCCUCCCCGCAUCAGGCACCUGCACCAAGUUCAUCCAGCACAUGCCGGUCGGAACGAAGGACGACACCACCCCCAUGGUCAUGGUUGGCCUCGGCACAGGAAUCGCGCCCAUUCGCUCCUUCAUGCAGGACAAGCUGUACAAGAAGAACCGGGGCAUCAAGACUGGCCCAAUGGUGGUCUUCUACGGCUGCCGGCAUGAGAAGGGCGGCUACUUCUUCAUGUGCGGGCCCGCUGUGGCCACGCCCUCCGUGCAGAAGGCUCUCAAGGUUGGGAGCAGCACGUUCGACAUCCCAAUCGACCUUCCCCGGGCCCCGGCGCAGGCGGAGAAGGACAUGUGGCCGACCCCGAAGACGGACGCCGAAGCCGAACUCUGGUUCAAGGACUUCCAGGCUGCGGGACGCUACUCAGAGGUCGACUCUGUGGCUAGCAGGCGCCGCUUCCUUGAUGAUGCCCCGGCAAAUGUCCGAGCAGUUUUCUGUCGAACAUGUUGCGCGGUGCUUGGCUGGCGCACCUGGUUGCUGGGGUAUGGGCCGACCUGUUCGGGCGUCGAGUACCCGAAGCACCACAAGAUUUGCGGGGAUCCCUGGCAGUGCACCGGUCAGGUGUGCUUGUCUUGCGGCUGGGGCCCGGAUCAGACCAACGUUGCGGCGUGCUGUGACAAAGAGCAGAUGCCAAAGCCUAACGCAAAGGGGCGCUACCCAUGUGAGCGGCAGUCGAUUGUCAAGGCGAACGGUACAUUCUGCAAGUUCGGGUGCUGUACGACAGGAUCUACCGUUUGUGGGGAUGGCUGCUGCAGACCGGGCGACCAUGGCUUUCCGCACAAGUGCGGGCGGACGCUGAAAGGCCCACGCCAGGGCAAGGGGGGAAUGCCCUGUUGCGUGGUGGAGGGAGCCAGCGCUUCAGAACAGGAACAGCGAGGCUGCUGCAUCCGCGGGCAAGGCCUUAAUUGCCUCCAGAAUGAGACGCCCUGCUGCCUGUGGGUACAAGGGGAUGAGCACCACACGGCAGAUCCAGACCCGCACUCGCCCUGCCAGCCUCGCAACUGCUCGCUGUACCAGCCAUGUCCACAUGGCGAGGGCUAUGACUGCACAUCUUAUGGCCAGCGCAUCUGCUGCUUGCGCCCUGGAGGAAAUAUUUCGGUUUCGGCUGCAGAUCCAUGCCAACGAACAUCACAGGAUUGCAAGGCACGGUGGCAGCAGUGCGCGCACGGCGUGGGCUCCGACUGUGCCAAGAACAAUCAGGAGGCCUGCUGCCUGGCCUUGACAUUCGCGGCCUCCGACCCCUGCCAGAAAGACUGCAGCCAGUAUCAGCCGCCGCCGAAGAAGACUCUCUGGCCUGCAUGGGCAUGGGCGGCCCUGGCUGGCGGGGCUCUCGCUGUCGUAUCUGUGUGCUUGCUCGCCUGGUGCUGCUGGAAGAAGAGGAGGCCUCCUCCCUCUCACGAAUCCGGGAACCCACCUGCCCUGGUGCUGUACAACUCCACCUAUGCUGAGGAGUUCGAGCCGCUUCCCUGGGCUCGCAAGGAUGGUGAAGAGAUGGCUCUGAUGCUCGACAAGUUGGGCUAUCAUGCCAUCGAUUGCCACAACGUCACCUGCGAGGUCGCAAAGCAGCUCACCGAGAGGCUCCUCGGAGAAUUGGCGACGUGCAGGGUCAAGGACCCAGUUGUUCCCAUCUACUUUGCUGGACAUGGUGUGGAAGUCGGGAAUAGCCAGUUCCUGGUUCCGAGCAACGCAUGCUCACAAGAUGCCGAGCUUAUCUCGCUGGACUACAUCCUGAACCGUGCGGCGGAGAUCCACCACCGAUCCAGGGAUGCGGCCGAUGCUGUGAAACCCCUCUUCCUUCUGAUCUUGGACACUUGCCGCUCCUCCCCGCGGGACGAAGAGAUCCGGAAGCGUCUGGCUGCAAAGACAGCUGGGGAGCCGCGGAGGGCGAGGCGCACAAGGCAGCUGCACAAGCCAGAGUUCGCGAUCAUCCACGCCUGCGAGUGCGGGGGCGUGGCGCAGCAGUGUCCCGCCACGAACCACGGCUACCUGACAAAGGCAUUCAUCAAACACGGCUACCGUGAGCAGCUCUCUCUCAGCGAGCUUCUGGACGCCGUGCAGCAGCAGGUCGUCGAGGAAACACUUGAGAUGUACGAGCAGACCAAGGCCUGUGCCGUCCAGCGGCCGGAGCACAAGUCGACGGCCGCGUACCUCGCGAGCCGCUACCUGUCUUGUAGGACGGACCAGCUGAGCCGCAGCCGAUCCACCUCAGCCAGCUGCAUCGAUGUGUCCAGUUUGUCCAGCCUGAGCAGCCGCGACGCGCCAUCCCUGAUGCGCAACGCGGCCUCGGCGAGGGCAGCGCUCCUGACAGAUGCCGAUCCCAUUUGCUAG